AUGUGUCAGAAGGUCGAAACCGUAUGCUGCCAUUGUGGUGAGAUCCUCAUUACCUACUUCAUAGCUUGUAAUGCUUGGCUCGUCGCCGCAAAACAAACCAGCGACGACAACGGACGACCCCUGGCACUGCCGCUGGCAUCUCAAUGCGAGCAUCUUGAGAAGAAAGAACCCCAGUCUUCGCUGUUAGGAUGCCCUAACAACGAUUCCUGCCCUUCUUGGUUCGGAAACCUAUUCCGGUGUUACGAUAAAGCUGCUAGCGAGGGUCCAGAAGUCAAGCAGUUCCGAGAUCGAGUUGCUCAAGGAAAGUACAACGAAUGGAAGGAGAACUUUGCUCGUAAGCACUUCGUCAAGAAACCAGUUCUGCCUCGACAGGAACAGAAUGGAUUCUGGAACAUGAUCUCACAGGACUUUCUCUCGGAUAUCCAAUCUGCUGAAACUGUCCCUACUGCUUCCGUUUCUAGUGGAGGUGAGACUACCUUGAAGACUUACGAGGUUAUUAUGCAGUCUGAGGAUGAGAAUAUUCUGAUUUGA
Fusarium pseudograminearum CS3096 is the source of this 531-nucleotide messenger RNA. RefSeq lists its product as uncharacterized. The record is from RefSeq and is a predicted model, not a curated record. Lineage: Eukaryota; Fungi; Ascomycota; Sordariomycetes; Hypocreales; Nectriaceae. The transcript has a single exon. The coding region runs from base 1 to 531 and encodes 176 amino acids.